Messenger RNA from Pectinophora gossypiella (pink bollworm), 7540 nucleotides. RefSeq names its product low-density lipoprotein receptor-related protein 6 (gene arr). The transcript has 24 exons. Gene Ontology annotation, molecular function: protein binding. Lineage: Eukaryota; Metazoa; Arthropoda; Insecta; Lepidoptera; Gelechiidae. The record is from RefSeq and is a predicted model, not a curated record. The coding region runs from base 352 to 4872 and encodes 1506 amino acids.
GAAAUUCAAAGAAAACUCACGAACAAUUGAAACUCAUACUACAAUUUGUUUAAAACUCAUAAAUCACAACAACUGACACUUGUUUAUUUGAACGGUAUAUGGAACGGAACGCAAAGUUUACAAAAAAUCCUGAACUGUAUGCGUCUUUUGAUCCUCUUUUUAUUUUAACUUAAUUCCAAGAAAUUAACAAUAUGACAAAAGUAUUGUGGGGUUAUCAGCGAAGUUUAACAAUGUUGUGUAGAUAAGUGAAGUUGUUAUAAACCUGGUUGUUUUCGAUGGUGCCUUAGUUUUGCGAGUGCUGUGUUAAAAUUAACACAUGAACGGCAAUUUUGAUCUUCAUUUGUUUUCAUUAUGACGAAGCGCCGCAGAAUUCUCCACGCUGACAAAAUAAUACAAAAUGUUAUUCAUGUGUUUUGUUUGUUGAUGUUUCUACAGUUGAAAGAUUAUUAUACAGUUGCACGCAAUCCAUUAUUGUUAUACUCCACGGCAUCAGAUAUCCGCGUGGCGGAUAUGUCGAAGUUCCCUAAAGUGAACACUAUUAGCAAAGGAUUACAGCAGGGGUCUGCUGUAGACUUCCUGCACCGAAGAGACCUGAUUUGUUGGUCCGAUCAAACCGCAGAAUUGAUUCAGUGUAUGAACUACAAUGAAACUUACUCUGGAGAGAAAGUACGAAUAGUCUCAGAAGGACUGAUAACCCCCACAGGGAUAGCAAUCGACUGGUACACAAACAAAAUAUACUGGACGGAUGGAGAGACUAACCGGAUAGAAGUGAUCAGCAUAGACCAGAAGUACCGGAAAGUUCUGUUCUGGUCUGAAGUAGACCUGGCUAGGGCUAUAGCUGUUGUUCCUAAAGAGGGACUCAUGUUUUGGACAGACUGGGGUGAAGUACCUAAAAUAGAAAGAGCUGGCAUGAACGGAGACCCAAGUACUCGCAAAGUCAUUGUGAAGGAUGAAAUAUUCUGGCCUAAUGGAAUCACUGUUGACUAUGACAACAAUCUCAUUUACUGGGUGGAUGCCAAGCUGCAGUUUGUUGAUGUUAUUGAUUACAACGGCCUUAAGAAAAAGAGGAUAGUCAAAGAAGGGUUGGAAUACCCAUAUGCCUUAGCAUUUUUUCAAAAUAAAUUGUUCUGGACUGACUGGAAAACUUGGGCCAUCCACACAUGGGACAUAGCCGCAGGCGGUCCAAUCAAGGAGCUAAUAAAAUCCGACCCCGUGCCUGUGGAUAUCAAAAUGUAUGACGGCAGUAGACAGCCCACUCCUGAGGGAGAUUACCCUUGCAAAGACAAUAACGGGGGGUGUUCUCAUCUGUGUCUUCUCGCUCCUAGUGAUCCUGGGUAUAUCUGCGCAUGCCCAACGGGCGUAAAACUGAGAGAGAACAGUAACACGACUUGUUAUAACAGUCCACAGUCUUUGCUUCUAGUCGCACAACGGUCUAUAAUCUCUAAGAUAUCGCUGGAUUCCCCAGACUUCACUCCCUACACUCUGCCUUUGAAAGACUUAAAGAGAGCCCUCACAAUUGACUUUGAUCCAAAGACUGAAUAUAUUUAUUGGGCUGAUAGUAUGGCCAAAACCAUAUCCCGAGCACGUCUGGAUGGCAGUGAACAGUCAGUAGUAAUACACAGCAGCGGAGUUCCAGACAGCAUAGCCAUAGACGCUUUAGCCAGGAACCUUUACUGGACUGAUCCUGUCACUGACACCAUCAGCGUAGCACGCCUUGACGGGAGUGCUAGAAAGGUGCUAAUCCAUGACGACCUAUAUGACCCUCGUGCCAUAACCGUGCACCCGACAGCAGGAUGGAUGUUCUGGUCUGAUUGGAACGAGAAGAAGCCGAAGAUUGAGCGAGCCAACUUAGACGGCAGUGACAGAAUGCUUUUAGUCUCUGAAAAACUCACCUGGCCUAAUGGGAUGGCUUUGGACGUUGUUAAUAAUAAGUUGUACUGGGGUGAUGCACGAACGCAUAAGAUUGAGGUGUGCAAUUUGGACGGGUCAGACAGAAGAGAGCUGCACAAUAACGAUAUCCUUCAUAUUUUCGGUCUAACUUUGCUUGGCAACCACAUAUAUUGGACUGAUAUGCAACGAAGAACAUUGGAUAGAAUUAAUAAGGAUACUGGCCUAGACAGAGAACCAGUAGUUGAACAAAUGGCGAACAUGAUGGGUGUUAAAGCGUUCCGGCUAGGCGAGCCUCUCGGGCACAACCCGUGUGUGGACAACAAUGGCGGCUGCAGCCACCUCUGCUUCAACCGCCCGAAGGACUAUGUCUGCAGUUGCCCUUUAGGUCUUGAACUAGGCAGUGAUAGAAAGGCGUGCAUAGAACCUGAAGCGUUCCUAGUAUACAGUCGUAAGAAUGUUAUUGGCAGAAUAAGUGUGGAGAACGAAAACAACGACGCCAUACUGCCGAUCAAGGAGUUGAAAGAAGUCAGUGCCUUAGCAGUUCAUGUAUCAGGAUCAAAGAUAUACUGGUCUGACAGCAAAACGAAGACCAUUAACCGAUGCUCCGUGAACGGCAGCAAUAUGGAAAAAAUACUUGAAUGGAUGGGGUUGGUAGAAGGUUUAGCCAUAGACUGGUCAGGCCAAAACAUCUACUGGUCAGACACAACGACCCAACGCAUCGAGGUGGCUCGUUUGGACGGCUCUAGUAGACGAGCACUUAUUUGGCAGGGCCUUAAGAAACCUAAAAGCAUUGUCUUAGAUCCGAAAAAGGGCUACAUGUACUGGUCAGAACUGGGCUCAAAGAGCAUAAAACGCGCGGCAAUGGACGGAUCAUCACCCACCGUGUUCAUGGAUCAAGUAGGCAGGGUCCACGCGUUGGCCAUAGACUUCGACCGGCGCGCCAUCUAUUGGGCAGCGUUGGACCCGCCGGCGAUAGAAUACGCGUUUCUCAACGGCACGGGAAGGAAGAUUUUAGCUGAUGAUAUCCCUAUGCCGUAUGCGCUUACUUUGUAUAAUGAUCGGGUGUUUUGGGGUGAUUGGAACACCGGCAUAAUCGAAGCAGCCAAAAAAAUAGACGGGACAAAUCGUAAGACCAUCCACUCACAGUUUGACUACAUAUCGGACUUGAAAGUGUACCAUCGCGCUCGAUCGUCUGGAACCAAUCAGUGUGGAGUAGACAACGGCGGAUGUUCUCAUUUGUGUCUACCACUGCCUUCUGACACCCGAACUGACUACCGUUGUGCUUGCCCGACGCACUACCGACUUAAUAAGGAUAACUUGACGUGUUCAGAACCAGAAGAAUUCCUACUAUUCGCCCAGAAGAACGCAAUCGGACGUAUAGUGGUCGCGAAUGGAGAGUGUAACGAUGCUGCCAUUCCACUGACUGGCCUCAAAAGCGUGAGGGCUAUUGAGUAUGACCCUGUUAAUAAAUACCUAUACUGGAUGGACGACGAGUCCCACGCGAUCCGUCGCGUCCCGAUCUCAUACUCGACUACUUCAGCGUUAACCGACUCAUCUCCAGUUAUAACCGGUUUAUCACGUCCGUUCCAUUUAGUCCUAGACGUGUUAGGACGUGCUUUGUACUGGACCUGUGCCGACACGGAUUCUAUAAAUGCCACGUCGAUAGAAGGGAACUCCUCAGGCGUUAUACUCCGUGGUGCUGGUAUGAUGCCUCGACAUUUGGCCUUCCAUCAGACCAAAAGGCUCUUAGUAUGGAACGACGUAGGGCUCGGCGCGAUAAUGCGCGCGAGUGUCGACGGCACGUCCCGUAUCGAACUAGCGCGCGCUACUAACGCCACGGCGCUCACCAUAGACCAGACUACUGGUACGGUCUACUGGGCCGCUAAUCGGCAAAUUCAUGCUGUGGAUCUCGACUCGCAUAACAAACGCGUGGUGUGGCAGGGCGGCUGGGUGGGCACGCUGGCGGUGCUGGGCGGGCACGUGUACCUGUGCGGCGGCGGCGGCGAGCGCGCCCUCAUGCGGCUGCCGCUGCACCGCCGCGACGCGCCUGCGCAGCCCGUGCCGCACCUCGCGCGCCUGCACCACCUGCUCACCGUGCACAAGGUGGCCCGCGAGCACGCGUGCUUCGGCGGGCGCGCGUGCGGCGGCGGCGCGGGCGCGUGCGGCGCGGGCGGCGCGUGCGGCUGCGGGCUGGCGUGCGCGCCGCCGCCCGCCUGCGCGCGCGCCGACCACCCCUGCGGCGGCGCGCCGCCAGGGGCCGCGCCGCGCUGCAUACCCAGCGAGUGGAAAUGCGACGGGCAGAUCGACUGCCCGGACGGGUCAGACGAGGGCGGGUCGUGCGGCGUAUGCGCGACGGGGCUGCGCUGCGCCGACGGCAGCUGCGCGGAGACGCUCGACGCCUGCGCGCGCGGUGCACACUGCGCCGACCACCCGCUGCCUGACGCUUUCAGAUGUGACGAGCGACUAUGCUUACCCGCACGACUACUGUGUGACGGCCAACAACAUUGUGAAGACGGCUCGGACGAGGUUCCUGCCGCAUGUGGAUAUCAUAAAGAACCGCCGGAGGCGGGCCGUCAGUCGAACGCGUUCGUGGUGUGCGGCUGCAUCGUGGGCGCCGCGGGCGGGCUGGCGGGCGCGUGGGCGGCGCUGCGGCGCUGGCGGCGCCCGCCGCGCUCGCCGGCGCACGCCGCCUCGCCCGCCGCCAGGGUGCUGUGCCGGCCCAAGCCCGGGGACGACAGGCCCUCCUCGGGCACCGCAGCGACAGACAGCCUGUGCUCGAGCUACCCGCGGCCCACAGCGAACCCUCCCCCCAGCCCGGCCACGGCCAGCGGCGGCGGCAACUCCCGGCGCCGCCCGUACCGCCACUACCGCGCCUGCAACCGGCCCCCGCCGCCCACGCCGGCCUCCACCGACGCGGCCGAGUCCGAGCCCGAACCCGGCGCGCCGCCGCCCUCGCCCGCCUGUCUCAGGCUACACUACUAGCACACCAGGGCUACUCCAUACAACCAAUCUCAUUCCUAUCGUGUCUACCUUACCGCGUAAGUACGAGCGAGGAAAUAAUCAAGUUUCGUAUUAAUUUAUAACUAACUGACGGAGCCAAUUGCUGUACUUUAUUAUGACAAACCCCCUUAUGCCAGGGCAGGUACAUCUAGCUCGCCACCCUAUAAGAAUUGGUGCGGGGCGGAGAAUUACGGUUGUAUACGUGCUAUUAUAUACAUGAACCUUCUAGAAAGUUCCAUACCGCUUAUACAACGCAGCCGCCUUCGUCCGCCGGACUGCUUUCUAGAAGAUUCCAAAGUGACUGGCAUUUCGUAGCCACGUGUCGCCUUAUCAAGAUCACAUACGGUCACGAGCAUUAAUAUGUAUACACUUUGGUACCAUGUCACAUUAACUUCUUUGACAAAUUGAACUGUAAGUCUCACUAAAUGUCAAAUAUGUUAGUGCGACAGAGUCCUAAAGUGGCUACAUUAUAUUGCUCAUGACUGUACACAUCUAUCGAGAUCUCGUGAUCCGUUUCGGCACCUAUAUCAACCCAUUUAAUCAAUAUCAGGGGUUAAUACGGAUCGCAACUAAUUUUCACGACAAUACUACAAACAUAGUUGCCAUUUUCUCAGAUAACGAAAUUGAUUAUAAGUCUUAUAAAAUAAGUGCAAAGUUUUGAAUGCUAUAGUGCCAUAUCAAAUUGUUUGACGAAUACGUAAAAUAUGAGUAGUGCUAUUUAACACUAUUGAACAAAUAAAGGUAACGGAAUAAUUACAUAAGAACAAUAGGCUACUUGACAACCUAGUUAAUUGAGAUACUUUUUACGAAAAGUCAAAGCGAAAGUUUUCCUUGGAAUCUGUAUGGAAAUACUGUCCUCUGACGUUAACAAUAAAAGCGGUCAAACGUCGUACUCAUUGUUACUUAAUUCAUAAAUAAAAUACGAAAAUAAGUCGAAAUGUAAAAUGAGAUUGAUUUUUGAUCAUCUUAGCCUCACUUCUAUUACUAGAUUAGCAUUUUAUAACUUAUCUUUGACCCAGUUAAAUACCCUAUUUGUUACGUAAAAGUGGUAGUCGACAGUACUGUCGGGCAUUUAAGCAAUAUCGCAAUGGAAUUUAGUUUUAUGUGUAUGUAUGUAUAAUUGUUAAUUUUAAGUUUACUCGUAUCUACAAUUUUGUUAUUGUUACCACUUAUUGAGGAAUAACAAAUCCUGUCUCUUUAUUGCAACUAAACGUAACAAUUAACUAUCCAGAAAUAUUUUUAUUAAGUAUUUUUUUUAAUUUGAAAAUCAAACGCAUGUGAAAUUUGAACAUGGUGCUAAUAUACUGUUGUGCCUCAAUAAUCUUUAAGAGCUAUCUCUGUGUAUAUAGUGUAGAUUAGAACAAAGUUUGAUAGACCUAGAGGAUGUUUUAGGUAGGCAAUUAUACUUAGUUUGUGUACUAAAAACAGUGACUAAUUGUAAACAGUGACUGUAUUCAGUUACUAUACAGUCUCACAUAACAGUGUCGACACCUAGUUGCAAUUAAAAAUUAAAUGUUAUGGCCGAUAAACAAUUUAGAAUAUGAUAUUUUGAACCGAUAGCUGCUUAUAGCUUAUAAACGGAGAAUCUCUUCCUAACGAAUAGAAUUUACUUUAUACCGGUAAUAUUCAGAUUUUUUUUUCUUUCUUUUUUCCUUGAUUUAACUUUACUGGUCCAGCCAUUUUAUACAAAAUAAAAUAUUUUUUAUCAAGAUUGUCCUCUGGUUUAUAUUUUAAUGUGUAAAUAGAAUUACCUAUAUAUUUAUAGAUUUUGAUUAUAUCCCGUGCGAAUUAAAUAGACUCCUCGUUGAAAUGUAACUUCUUUACGGAAGUAAACCCGCACCCACUAAAGUCACGCAUUUGUCUUUAUGUGUUGUAUGUACGCUUUGUAGCGAUACUUAGACUUACUCUAAAGCGCAAUAUACACCAUAACCCAUGGUAUAAGAAGACUAGGUAUGCUCAAUCCUAUGACAAGCCGCCAUUGCUAGCCCAUAAUGACGUAAGUGUUACCAUUAAAUUGGUACCUCCUACAUUCCAAGGGCGUAUAUUUUAUUAUUGAAAAUUAAGUGAAUUACUGGCUAAUGUAUUAAAUAACUAUUACUUGUCACAUAUAUAAAUAUGACUAAAACUUUAAGUAAAUGUUUUACUAAAAGUUCUAAAUUUCCUUGCAAAGUAAAUAUAAAAACAUUGGUUGUGGGUAAUUUAUUUAUUACGAAAUGGCAAUACAGGGCGGGAUGACGUCAGCUGGGUUAACCUUGAAAUGUUAGCUGUCAGUUUUGAGCAUACCUGGUCUUCUUAUACCAUGCUAUAACCCAUUUACCCGCCGCCUUAUGUCAAUUUGGCAACAUGUCGUCCAAAUUUCCGCGGGUGCAUGUGCAGAUAUGAAUCUAUUCAUAUAACCCGCCGCGUAUAUUGCGCAUAACUAGCUGGCGAGAUGUUUAGUUAUUUCACACGGGUUAUAUAUAUUUGUGUAGCUAUAAAUAUUAUUGCUAGGUUGCUAAAAUAUUAUGUUUAUUUGACAUUAGAAAAAUUAAACUUGCUGCAAUAAAUAUAAAAAAAUAUUGUAGGAAAAAUGUAUAUUGCAAUAACGAUAGAAGGAAAACUGCUCAUCUUCGUUGAUCCUUUUUUUUAUUCCGGUGUCCGCUUACCGACU